AUGUUCCCGCUGUUCCCUUCCCACAGGGAGAGCCAGGUGGAGCUGCGGGAGCACAUCGACAGCCUGGCCACAGAGCUUUGCCGCAUCAACGAGGACCAGAAAGUGGCGCUGGACCUCGACCCCUACGUGAAGAAGCUGCUGAACGCCCGGCGCCGCGUGGUGCUGGUCAACAACAUCCUGCAGAACGCGCAGGAGCGGCUGCGGAGGCUGAACCACAGCGUGGCCAAGGAGACGGUGCGGAGGAGGGCGAUGCUGGAGGCCGGGGGCUACCAGGGCAAGUGAGCAGGAAUCCCUGCUGAUCCCAGCCCGGGAAUUCCCCCGUCACCUGCAGCCCAGGGAACCGGGACACUUGGAGCUGCGUUCCCAGGUCUGUGGGUGCUGGAAUAAAAGUGACCGAGAGUCCGUGA
Cyanistes caeruleus (blue tit) is the source of this 407-nucleotide messenger RNA. NCBI's taxonomy places the organism in Eukaryota, Metazoa, Chordata, Aves, Passeriformes, Paridae. The record is from RefSeq and is a predicted model, not a curated record.